CGAUACAACCAAGCUCGAUCCCAUAGUACCGGUGGCGGCUCUAGCAGCGGCAAGCGCGGCUUCGGCAUAUUUUGGGAGCUUGAGCUCGGCUUGCGGGCGAGGUCCUCCUGGACGCUCGCCCUUCUCUCUGCCCCGGCCCCCCAACUCCAUUCAUUAGCAAACCAGCCUCCUGGCUGAGAAGGACUGAGCUAGUAAACCGAGCUCUGGGUCGCCGGUCGGGAGUAGCCGGAUCACAGAACACGCUGUGUGUGUGCGCGCAAAACUUUUUUUCCCCCCUUCCCAACUUUUGGAAACUCAUCCUUUCCAAGGAGUUUUCAUUAGUCUUCAUCAGGACUUCAUAACGAUCGAGAGGAGGGGAAGGGAGACCUUUCUGCGGUCUGGAAAUUUAAUUCUAAGCGGCAAGUCAACCCAAACAAAGCUUGCGACCCCCUCGACCAUCGCCGCCUCCUCCUCCUCCUCUCUCCUCCUCCAGCAAGCGAAGAUCCGGACGCGAAAAGUCAGCUAGCAGCAUCGUUUCCAGCGCCUGGAUUUUCUGCUUUUUUUUUUUCAUUUUCCCCUCUGCCUCCCCUUUCUAUCAGCUCGCCCGAAGACAUUCGUUACUUGGGAAGGCGAUUUCGGCUCCCCCUGCCCACCAAAACAUGCAGAAUUACAAGUACGACAAGGCGAUCGUUCCGGAGAGCAAGAACGGGGGCAGCACUGCCUUGAAUAACAAUCCGACCAAAAGCUCCAGCAAGAAAGCUUUGUUGGUUUGUCUCGACCUCUUCUGCCUCUUCAUGGCUGGAUUGCCAUUUUUGAUCAUUGAAACGAGCACAAUCGCACCCUAUCCACGGGGAUUUUAUUGUAAUGAUGAAAGCAUCCGUUACCCUAUGAAAAGUGGAGAGACCAUCAAUGAUGCUGUUCUGUGUGCUGCAGGCAUUCUUAUUGCCAUACUUGCUAUUAUUAUAGGAGAGUUCUAUCGGAUCCACUGCCUUAAGGAGAAAUCUCGGUCUUUUAUCCAGAAUCCAUACAUUGCAGCAUUAUAUAAGCAAGUGGGUUGCUUUGCAUUUGGCUGUGCUAUCAGUCAAUCCUUUACUGAUAUUGCCAAAGUGUCGGUGGGACGGCUGAGACCGAAUUUCAUUGCAGUGUGUAUGCUAGACUUUACAAAAAUCAACUGCUCCCAGGGCUAUAUACAAGAAUAUCAGUGCCUUAAUCCUGAUGAAAGCAAAGUCCAAGAAGCAAGGAAAUCAUUUUUCUCUGGACAUGCUUCCUUCUCACUCUAUACCAUGCUUUAUUUGGUGUUGUACCUGCAAGCCAGAUUUACUUGGAGAGGAGCCCGCCUGCUGCGCCCGUUGCUGCAGUUCACACUGAUCAUGAUGGCAUUUUAUACAGGACUUUCUCGUGUGUCCGACCACAAACAUCACCCCACAGAUGUACUGGCAGGCUUUACACAAGGAGCCCUGGUGGCAUAUUGUAUAGUCUUUUAUGUCUCAGACCUCUUCAAGCAGAAAACCAAGGUGUUGCAGCCUCCUCCCAUCCGGAGGGAGAUAUUAUCACCUGUGGACAUCAUUGACAGGAACAACCAUCACAACAUGGUGUAGACAUUUGACUUCUUUUUUAUUUUUUUGUUUUUUUUUAUUUUUUUGCAAAAUGACUGCUGACAGCAACUACCUGCUGCUCUCAAUCUCAUCUGACAGUAGAAUGUAGGGAGAGACUUUUGCCUGACUGCAAGGUCUUACUCUGUGGCCUUUUUACUCUUUACAACAUUUGCAUAAAAUGGAUGUUGUUCAGCCAAGUCAGAGGCAACAAUCACAAAACAAGUCAACACAUUGCAGGAAUUUCUAAACGUGCAAUUGGCUGAGUGUUCAUGUUGUAGUGAAUGCUAAAUUGUUCAUACUGUAAUGAACACUAAAUAAUUGUUAGGAAACUGGCCAUCUCUAUUUUCUUUGGUUUUCCAUCCUUCCUUCCUUUCUUCCUUCCUAUGAAGAUUUGUAAUUUUCUGUUAGGAAAGUGGGACGGGGGUAUAGAGAGACAAACCCUCACUAACUAAAUUAUAGCACUAUGUACAAGAAAUAAGCACUGACAUCGAUUGUGGUCACUUUUUAAGGAUAAUCUCUUAUCUAUAUAUCUAUAUAUUUUGCGUUCUUUCCAUUCCAUACUGUGACUUAACUUUGGUUUAGAUGAAGCAUGCCCUGUAAAAUAUUAGAAAAUAUUUUUUCCUAUUGUACAUUCCCCUGAACAAUAAUACCACUUUCUAUCUGAUGAGACAUAAAACAAAAUUGACUUGGCAAACAGAACUCAGCUGAUGUCCCCUGUUUGUAAGAUUCAUUCAGUAUUUGUUCUCGCAAGUGAUACAUCUCUAAACAUUGGAGAAUAGAUAGGAUUAAUCAACUUUAGGACAUUCAAGAUAUACAGAAUUAAAUACCUUUAUUAGGUAUUGUCCAUAAUCCUGUUUGGUAUCUCUGGCCUGUGUUUACUCAAUAGCCCAGGAAAUCUUCCUAUCCACUACCACUAAUGGUGGAACUGUAUUUUGAACAGUCCCCACUCAUAAAAGAUUUUCUGUGUGGACAGUCUUGUUGAUGUAUGUUAGCACUAUGAGGUCUGGGGUUGAAACUCAGAACACUAAUGCUCCAGGCGGGUGACGGACUGCUGGGCAGAGCCGUCUUAUCCUGAUAUUCAGUUAAAACUCUUCUUAAAUUUCCCAUGCCCUGAAGAAAACAGGAGAUUUGUAGCUAUUCAUUACGCCCAUUUUCUCCAUUUUGUCGCUGUUGGGGUGAACUGGACUGCAAUUCCCGUUAUGAUUGGCAGAACUGAAUGAAAUGGAGGAAGUUGUAGGAUAUGCAUUGAGGGCACCAAGUUGGAGUGCAGCUCUCAAGAAAACCAAGGACAGGCAAAGGAAAUGAAUGAGAGCAGAACUAAUUUCUGACCUUGGGGUUGGGGGGAUUCUGAAAGACAGAUGUUUAAAAUUUAUUUUAAGAAGUAAACCGAGCAGGCUAACUAAGCAGACUGGCCUUUGCACAUCUU
Messenger RNA from Ahaetulla prasina, 3000 nucleotides. It is a transcript of the gene PLPP3, whose product is annotated as phospholipid phosphatase 3. Lineage: Eukaryota; Metazoa; Chordata; Lepidosauria; Squamata; Colubridae. The record is from RefSeq and is a predicted model, not a curated record. The coding region runs from base 639 to 1577 and encodes 312 amino acids. Gene Ontology annotation, molecular function: phosphatidate phosphatase activity. Gene Ontology annotation, biological process: phospholipid metabolic process; phospholipid dephosphorylation; canonical Wnt signaling pathway. The transcript has 6 exons.